Molecule: messenger RNA, 1579 nt
Organism: Exaiptasia diaphana
Lineage: Eukaryota; Metazoa; Cnidaria; Anthozoa; Actiniaria; Aiptasiidae
Product: TNF receptor-associated factor 6
Exons: 6
Coding region: 539-1384 (281 amino acids)
Biological process (GO): positive regulation of JNK cascade; tumor necrosis factor-mediated signaling pathway; regulation of canonical NF-kappaB signal transduction
Cellular component (GO): plasma membrane signaling receptor complex
Molecular function (GO): ubiquitin-protein transferase activity; tumor necrosis factor receptor binding; zinc ion binding
Source: RefSeq, a predicted model, not a curated record
AUGUGAUCUUAACUCUGCUUCGGCAUACUAAAAUUUCCCUUCGGGGAACCAGUAAUCACAGCAAUGUGAUCUUAACUCUGCUUCGGCAGACUCAAACUUCCCUUCGGGGAACCAGUAAUCACAACAAUAUGACUGAAAAUGUGCUUCGGCACACUAUUAAUGGCGUGAUAAAUACCGUUGACUCUGAAACUCAGUGGGUCUGUAAAAAUUUCGACAAAAACCAAUUUUAACAGAAAAUAUAAUGGUGAUUGCCAUGUUGAUACUGAAACUUUCCUAAUUCUAUAACUGAACCUAAUUAUUAUUUACAUACGUAUAAGUUGAGGCUAAGCAAGUUCAAUGACAAUAAAACUAAUAUUCGAGACAACAAUUCCAGAAGUCCACCCUAACUUUAUUGUUUUUGAGCAUUGUUGUUAUCUAUUCAGUCUGAGUCACAUGCAGUCAAUGACUGCGUAAGGAAAGUCCCAGCAAAUAUUACGGUACAAUUUCAGGCUAACAUCUCCUCAACAUUGCAUUCGUCCAUCUAUUACAGCUAGAAGAAAUGAAUCGUUUGUUGAAUGACGAUCCUCGAGUUACAGCGAGCACCGAAGGAAUCGAUGAACAUUUUGAUCCAGCGUUAGAGAGUAAUUACGUAUGUCCCAUCUGCUUGCUUGGAUUGAGAGAACCAGUACAAACGCAGUGUGGACAUCGAUUCUGCAGAAACUGUAUUGUACGUUUGUUGAGAGAUGCUGGAAACAAGUGCCCAGUUGAUGAUGUACCUCUCUCAGAAUCCGGACUCUAUCCAGACAACUUUGCCAAGAGAGAAAUGGGUAUGUUCACUGUAUGGUGCAGAUACCACAAAGAAAGAGGUUGCCCAUGGAAAGGAACACUAAAUGAACUGGAGAGCCACCACAAAGAAUGCCCAAAAUUCAAGACAACCUGCCCGAAAUGCAAAGAAAAAGUUACUAAUGAAGAGCUGGCCAAUCAUCGUGAGAAAGUCUGCCCAAAAGAGAGGAUCAAGUGCCCGCUGCAUUUUAUGGGAUGCAAAGAAGAGAACUUUAUCCCAGAAGUCAACAAGCACAUUGCUUCAAACGUUGCCAGCCAUAUUCACGAUAUUGUUAAAGCUGUGAAGGAACUACAAAUCAAAGUCGAUAACCAAGCUAAGCCUACUAAAGCCGUCGAAGAGGGAGCGCGUGGAGGUCAAAAGAGCAGCGCUGGCUACAGUGGAUACUCUGAAGAUCGUCUCUUUGAGAACACAAUUCUGUUGCAGCCCGAUUUGAAGAGAUUGAGUGACAGGAUGACACGUCUUGAGACUCGUGUGAUUGACCUCGAGGGGCGUGUGUCAAAUGGGACAUUUAUUUGGAAAAUUGACAACUAUGAUCAGAAUCGCGCUCGAGCUCUCAAUUAGUUAGCAUUUUUAGUUUUUAUUUCAUGGUCCAUGUGACUCUGCUCUAUUAUGACUUGUGGAAAAUACGCCUAGUUAUGUAAAUUUAACCUUGCAUAUUUUGACGUAUCACAUAGUAUAAAAGAGCUAGCUUACCUAGUUCUGGGGAGAGUUUUGUAAGGACAUUUUGAAGUACAAUAAACCUGUUGUGUUUCCUAC